Molecule: messenger RNA, 5229 nt
Organism: Cynoglossus semilaevis (tongue sole)
Lineage: Eukaryota; Metazoa; Chordata; Actinopteri; Pleuronectiformes; Cynoglossidae
Gene: phf21b
Product: PHD finger protein 21B
Exons: 13
Coding region: 789-2336 (515 amino acids)
Source: RefSeq, a predicted model, not a curated record
AUCAUUUGGUUGCUCUUACUUUAUCUUGCCUUUUUUAUACAUUUUUUUGUCAAUUAAACAGUCAACUCCUUAGUAAAUCUGUAACUAGUUACAUUUUACUGAAACUCUUAAUUACCCAUUCAGGCAGUUAUUGAUCAGCAACACAAUACACACAAUGAUCAGCACUGAUUGUGCAUAUUUUUUCCAGUUUGUCACAUUGUGUCACAUUCCACUGAAACGUGAGGAAAUGAAGCCUGCAGCCUCUAAUUGUCUCUGAUUUGCAUUUAAAUGGAUUUAUUGUCUGUGGCAGGUGUGACUGGUGGAGGCUGGUCACAUGAUCAGGGUAUUUGUUUUUUCCUUCAUUCAAAAGUAAAAGUUUGAUUUCCACUGAAAUCAGAACGUUCGUCUGAAUCCGGCUCGAUCGGUGAAAUUUCUCUGACACUGCUGUGGUUUUGUGCCUCUGUCGGCUGCUCCUCCACAUGUGGAAGUGGGCGUGGCCAGGGGGGCUGGGGGAUAUACUGUCUCCCUUCUGCCCCCUCCUGACUGCGGGCCAGUGGCCAGAGUCAGUGCUGUGUGUCAUAGCUGAUAAGCUGUCCUUCUGCCAGAGGUUCAGUUCACCUCCACAGGAAAUCAAUCAAGUCCAACAGCAGAGAACGCUUUACUACGACGCUGAACCUCAGUAGGGGGCGCAGCUUCUGAAGCUGUCUGUCAGAACUUGUCCAGUGGGGACCAACAAGCCGCUGUCUCUCAUCAAACCGUCCUCACAGAGCAUUGCCAUCUCCGUGGUACCUGCCAAGACUCCCGUAUCCAUGGUGACCGCACACAUCAAUGGACAGAAGGCUGGGAGUUCGGAGUCGCUGCAGACAUCGCCCAUCAACCUUCAGACGGGCGGCAGGGUGACGGCGACGACUGCUACGGUUCAUGCCUUCAACAGCAGCAGGAGAGUCGGGGAGCUGUCCGCGACUCAGAUGCUGGGAACUCUCACUGCUGUGCCCAUCAAGGUGCCUCAGGUCAGCUCCCUGCACCAGCUGGAGGGACAGGCAGCCACACUGCUACCUCAGGUCAGGCCAAAGACCCAGAUCCCAGACAGCCUCCCCCACAGUCCAUGUCAGGAACUUCAGCCUCUCCGCCUGCAGAGGGCCACUGCUGUGGUCAGCCCCAAGAGCCAGGGUGCCACCCUGCCCACCUCCAACAGCACCUUUAAUACAGACCACCAGCCCAACGGGCAGAGCGAAAACUCGGCGCCAGUUUCUACACACGGCCCCACAGGGGGCGUAAGCUCCGGCAACCUCGUGCAGCACGCCUCCGCUGGACAAGGAGUGGCGUACGCCAUCAUCGCUGCGUCACCUACCUCGGGCAACGGCGUGUCCGCCGUCAGCGAGGCCGUCAAGGUGCAGCCGCUGCUCUUCAGCGCGGACAACAAGGUCAUCAUCAUCCAGCCACAGACUCCCAGCAGCAGCGAGGUGUCACCAAGUGUCCAGGCUGACCUGCCGUCACAGGAGGCCCCGCCCACUCCCAAAUCUCCCACCAAGAAGAAAGACGAGGACCCAGAGAAAAUGGCCUUCAUGGUGGCCCUGGGCCUGGUCACCACAGAACACAUGGAAGAAAUCCAGCAGAAAAGACAGGAAAGGAAGAGACGAAGCACAGCAAACCCAGCGUACAGCGGCCUCUUUGAACCAGAGCGUAAACGCCUACCCUCCUAUUACCUGAACAGCUCCCUCUUCCUGUCUGCACAAGACACUGAGGACCUCUGCUGGAAGGAGGAAGUGGAGCAUGACGACCACUGCGCUGUCUGUAAAGAAGACGGAGAGCUUCAACCGUGCCACAAUUGCCCCCGAGCCUUCCACCCCAAUUGCCUGUACCCGCCCCUCAAAACUCCACCUAGAGGUGCCUGGUACUGCCCCAAGUGCCAGAAGAAGGUGUUAAACAAAGAAAAUAUGUCAUGGCCGCAGAACUUUGUUCAGUCGUACGUGACGCACAAGACAGUGAGACAGGAAGAGAGAAGACGACUCAUGAGACGAAACAACGAGCUAAAGAAAGCUCGCGCUCAUCUGGAGGAGCAGGACAGAGAGCUGAACCAGACUAUUAAAAAAUGCCAGGACGUGCAGGAUCAUCUCCUCGGUCAGCAGAGAGACACGCAGUCGUCACUGGAGCGCCUCAAGGCUCUGAUCCGCCUCAUCCAACGUGAUCAGCUGAUCCAGGUCACCAUGACGACCACGGCCACCAUCAGCACCGCUGCUGCAGCCCUCCUCUCAAAAACCACCAGCACCAAUGCCAUCAUCUCCACCGUCCCGGGUGUUUUGACCACGCCCCCACAGAUGAGUCACACCCACAGCCAGGACACCGUGAACAACUAAUCCCACCCACUACGUUUUUUUUUUGUUUUUUUUUUAAAUGGUAAGGAACUGAGACGGAGCAUCUAAGCAAGUCCAGUAUUUUUUUUAAAAAGAAGUCGACACCUUCAGUGCUUAAUUAGUUUUUUUUUUCUCUUUUUUUAAACGUUCUUUUUCUAUUCGUUAUUUUUAUGAACAUUCUUGGCCUUAAUGUAUUUAUGACAUCGUAGAAACAGAUUUUCUUUUUUUUCUUUCUUUCUCAAUAAAAAGAGGGGAGCGAAUAAGCGAGGUAGAGUUAGCCGUAGGUGACCUAGAUGUUUUUAUUUGUUUCUGUUUCUGCCAUAAAAAAACGAUUCAGGAAGAUGUUUUUUCAUCGCGUUCGAGCCUUCAAACAAAAAACAGAGAAUUUUUUCAGUAUUAAUAGAGUCAAAGAAAAAAGUAUUUAAGAGGAAAACUACAGAAAAGUAGCCUUUUUAGUGGAGAGUCUAGUAUUUUCAUGCUGAUGCCUGUUGAUAAAUGUGAGUAUUCAAGGGAUCAUUGUACAUAUGCUGUAUUAUUAUUAUUAUUAUUAUUAUUAUUAUCAUUAUCAUUAAUGAUUAUUAAUGAUACCAUUGCAGGUUUUUAUUGGUCGACAUAUGUGAAGCUGAUGCUUAAACAAGAAUAUGAUCGAAAAGUUUCAAAUGAACUAAAAUAUUAACAUUUUUAUUUAUCCGUUUAAUACAUCAAAAAAUAAUAAUUUUAGAUUAGAAGUGGCCAUUUAUUUGUUUUUAUUUUAGUAUGUGUAUUUAUUUUAUUUUUUAUUUGAAAAAAAAUAUAUAACUUUUUUAUUUUUUUAUCAUUUGACUUUAAUAGUCACAAACACUUAAAAUCUAGUUUAAACAAUGUUUGUCUUUUGGUAACAAGCUACUGAUUCUUGGAAUUGAAAAUUUAAAAAACGCCAUCAUAUUCUUGUUUGAGAAAAAGUGAAGGUUGAAAAACAGACAAAACGACAGGUUAGUUUGUUUGCAGCUGAACUUAGAGCCUCGUGCAUCGUGUGACCUUGAACUAACCAGUGUAUAAAAUGCCAAAAACUCUUUGUUUUUCUACUGGGAUUUAUGUUCAUCUAUCAGUUAUGUCUCUCCUACUUUGGUUCUUCACCCUGCCUGUUUUGAUAUUUUAGCAUCAGAGCUUUUGUAAACAUUUUUUAAAAAUGUGUCACCGCUGAUGAGCCUGUUAAUGACAGAGUAACACUGCCUCAAGUACAAAUCCUUUCAUAUCCAGGGUUUUUUUUUAUUCUUUGCAUCAUUUUUCUAGAAGCCAUUCAUCUGAAUAUGGAACAACUCUGAAAAAUGACAACAAAGCUUUUUAACUGUCUGUGGAUUACAGGGAAACGGCCAUCUUGUUGCAAAAAUUGGGGAUUUAUCUCGCUAGUCUUCCUGCCGGUCCAGUGAGGUUCCAUUCAAAUGCUUUACAAAAAUGUAAAUUUAGUUUUUUUUUAAGUAGUUUAAAUUGCCACAACAGGGUGAAGCUGCACCUACUGUUAAUGCACAAACACGAACAAAAAAGUUAAAAUAUUUCUGAGAAAAGAAAAGAAAAAACAAACAAACAAUAAAUGCCUUUAUAAUAAGGGACGAGGAGAGAAGAAACGAGAAAAAUGUGACGUUGGAACUGCUGAGAUGAUUUUUUUUUAUUCAUAUCAGGUUGGACAUGUUUGUUUGGUGAAGUAUCAAAUUUACAGAAUUGUAUCAUCUGUAUGAAAUUACACUGAAUCAAAAUUGUGACGUUUCAUGAAAUGCAACACAAAGAUCAAAAACUAUGACAUCGGCAUUAAAUAUAAUGUAUUGAUACAGAAUAGUAUCAUCUGCAUAAAGUUAGACGUAACGCCAAGUCUGAGACAGAUUAGAGUUGAUAAGGUAAGAUGUUUGUUUUUGUCAUAUCAGCACAGUUUGACCUGUGAUGUAUUCAGUCCAAACACAUCCCAUUAACAAAUUGUCAACGUACUAUAAAUAUCAAUAUGUCGUUCAAUUUCUUAUGUUAAACUUUUGUGCGGUUUGUAAAGUAACGAAAAAAUACUAACACCUUUUACUGGGUAACACUGUGUCAGAGUGGUAUGUGCAGUGGCUUCACAGAAAGAAGGUCACUUGUUUGAUUCCUGGCUUUAACAGCUGGUGUCUCUGUAUGGAGUUUGACCUUUAUUUUUAAAAACAUUCGGACAAUUUUGGACUGAAAAAUAAUCUCAAAUGGCCGCAGUUCUACUGCGCUGAUACUCAUCCAUGAACAAAACCAUCAAGUCUGACACCUUGUGAUGCAUAUUAUAACUAUGAGGAAAACCAUAUCAUUUUAUCACGUUUUGUUAAAAAUCCGCCUUACCUUAAAGAAAUGUUGUAAAAAAAUAGACACACCCCGAAGCCUAAAUCUCUUCAUCUGUUUCUAGAAUCUUCUCCGGGAGAAACUGUGCAGCGCUUAAACAGAUCUAUUUUAAUACACUACAUGACCUUUGAACAAGUGUGAAAAAAAUGUUUGACCAUUUUUUUUUUAAAUCUUUUUUUUAAUAAUUUCUCAAUGAGCAAAAAAAAGAAAGCAAGUCUGAAGGAAACAGAACUUUUAAUUGGUUCUGCAUUCUGACAUUUGUGUUAUUUGUUACCAGGGGGCGACAGCCAGGACGUAACGUGGACAUUUUUAGAUGGAAAGAAAAUGUUUGUGAAAGUAGAAGUUUUUGUUCGUGGUCAAUGCGGGAAUUGUCCAGUUCAUUGUGUGUAUAGGAAAGUGUUUGUCUUAAAUAUGCCAACUUAGUUUUUUUUUGUUCUUUACAAAGAUGCAUUGAAAUUAAAAAAAAAAAGAUUGAUGGAAGAUGGUUAAUGGUUUAAGAGUAGUCUCACUUUUUUGUACCAAGUUCUUAUGAAAAAAUAAAUCAUUAAUAAACAAAUUCAUAAACCAA